Molecule: messenger RNA, 1401 nt
Organism: Knipowitschia caucasica
Lineage: Eukaryota; Metazoa; Chordata; Actinopteri; Gobiiformes; Gobiidae
Source: the annotation of a GenBank genome assembly
AUGGACUUUGUGCUGGUGCCACAAGGAGCUCAGGGGGAAGUGGAGACUCAGACCGAGGCACAGACACAGCAGCAGCUUCACCAGCACGGACCGGUACGCACGGAACAGAGCCACGCGACACGAGACCGACACACGGGCGCGAUGGACGAGAGACUGUCGCGUUUGCAGGAGCGGCAGUUCCUGGAGCACGCGGAGUUCCUGGGGAUGGACCUCCCGUCCCUCUACAUGUGCAAGUCCAAGAGAGGGAUCAAGAGAGAGGACGGCGGCAAGGACGCGUACAAGUUGCCGCAUCGGUUGAUAGAGAAGAAGAGACGGGACCGGAUCAACGAGUGCAUCGGUCAGCUCAAAGACCUGCUGCCGGAGCACCUGAAGCUGUCGACGCUGGGGCAUCUGGAGAAGGCUGUGGUUCUGGAGCUGACGCUGAAACAUUUAAACGCUCUGACCGCAGUCACGGAGCAGCAGCAGCAGAAGAUCCUGGCGCUGGAGAACGGAGACCGCUCCAUCAGACCUCUGCACGCGGACGUGCACGCGGACUUGAACGCGUUCCAGUCCGGGUUCCAGGCGUGCGCCAAGGAGGUGCUGCAGUUCCUGUCUCAGUCUGAGAACUGGAGCCCGCGGGAGCAGCGCUGUCUGCAGCUCAUCACGCACCUUCACAAAGUUCUGGCUCAGCUCCAGGGCGCGCCCCCGCAGCUGCUCCGCGGGGACGCGCACAAAGCCGCGGACUGUCAGAGCAACUGUGUCCCGGUGAUCCAGAGAACGCAGGAACUGAGCGAGAACGACACCGACACCGACAGCGGCUACGGCGGGGAGGCGGAGAAGAGCGAGGGGACGGAGAGUAACCGAGCCCCCAGAGGCGUGAAGAGCGAGGGGGCAGAGGAGGACCGAGCCCCCAGAGCCCCCAGAGCCAUGAAGAUCAAACAGGAGUUCGGAGAAGAGCGCGCACCGAAGAGGGCAAAGGUCAGCUGGCCCGGGAGCCUGCUGGGCGCCGGGGACAGACCAGAACUGUCGCUAAUGAACUCUUUGAUGGGACUAACGACGCUGGGACAGCAGCCCAUCUGUAUGCCCUUCUACUUCAUCAACCCGUCCUCCUACCUGCCGUUCCUCGACAAGAGCUCGUACCCCGCGGCGCUGGCGUCUCCAUUCCCAUGGAUCUACCCCGGUCUGGGCGCGCAGCUGGCGGCGCAGAGCUCAGACUCCGCGGACAGUGACGGGUCACCGGGGGCCGCGUCUCCAGGGGCCGCCUCACCAGGGGCCGCCUCACCGGGGGCCGCCUCACCGGGGAGCGCGUCACCAGGGGCCGCCUCACCGGGGGCAGCCUCACCGGGGGCCGCAACACCGCAGCACAGUCCCAGGAGCGAGAGUCCAGUGACGUCAGAGAAAAGCUCUUGUCAAACAGACUGA